This is a messenger RNA of Carassius gibelio (silver crucian carp), 5770 nucleotides long. RefSeq names its product collagen alpha-1(XXI) chain-like. Lineage: Eukaryota; Metazoa; Chordata; Actinopteri; Cypriniformes; Cyprinidae. Bases 320 to 3214 code for a protein of 964 amino acids. The transcript is spliced from 29 exons. The record is from RefSeq and is a predicted model, not a curated record.
UUACUAUAAUUUUCCUUCUGCUUCCACAAAAAGGGGGCUGACUCUUCUAUUUAGUGAAGUUCUCCUUAUCGGCAUCUUAUUUCAACCUCUGUAACCAGGAGGGAGAGAGAGAGAGAGUGAGUUGGAAGGUAAAUGGAGAGGGCAGGCUCACAUCUGCAAAUCUGCAGCCUCCUCAAACCCAGCUCCUCCAACUCUGCGUUUUGCACAGCACUGACCAUGAGAGACCAGGCAGUGUAAGUGAGGGGAUUUUAUUCAGUAAGAGUCCAGCUCCCUGCACAUCAAACUGUGGUGCUAAACUGGAGCUUGGUAUUUCAGGAACAUGGGUUGCAAAAUGAGAUCCAUGCAUUUUGUGCUUUGGUGUCUUUACUUCAUGCUCCUUCACUUGUUUUGCACAGCACAAGAUGAAGACAUGAAAUUAAGUUGUAGGACAGCACCAAGUGAUUUAGUAUUCAUACUCGAUGGAUCAUGGAGUGUGGAUGACAUAAACUUUGAGAUUGUCAAACGUUGGCUGGUAAAUAUUACCAUGAGCUUCGACAUCGGUCAGAAGUUCACCCAGGUUGGGGUGGUGCAAUAUAGCGAUGACCCCUUCUUGCAUAUACCCCUAGGAAAACAUUUUUCAAGCAGUGACCUCAUCAAGGCAAUGGAGUCCAUAGAAUACAUGGGUGGGAACACAAACACAGGGAAGGCCAUAAAGUUUGCCAAUGACAAACUCUUUGCCUUGUCUGAGCGAGGUCCGAAUGGCAUUGCAAAAAUUGCUGUGGUUCUGACGGAUGGGAAGUCACAAGAUGAAGUGCUAGCUGCUGCAGAAGCUGCAAGGAAAAAAGGGAUAAUUCUUUUCGCAAUUGGCAUUGGUUCUGAGAUCGAGGAGGGAGAGCUCAAGGCCAUUGCCAACAAACCAUCCUCAACCUAUGUUUUUUAUGUGGAAGACUAUAAAGCUAUUGUAAAGAUCCGUGAAGUUAUUAGGCAGAAGCUGUGUGAAGAGACUGUAUGCCCAGCAAAGAUUCCAAUCAAUUCUCGAGAUGAGAAAGGAUUUGACAUUCUCCUCCAUCUCAACUUGGCUAAAAAAGCUAAAAAGACACAAGGAUCUUUUGAUGGCAGCAAUGCCUACCAGGUGACAUCCCGAGUUGACCUGAGUGAGAGCACUAGGAUGUUAUUUCCAGGCGGACUUCCACCAUCCUAUGUUUUUGUGGCCACGCUGAAGUACAAAGGCUCUGUGGUUAUGGAGGAUUGGGAUCUAUGGCGGAUACAGACUAAGGAUGAAAAGCCUCAAAUGGCUGUUACUCUGAAUGGUCUAGACAGAACAGUGAUGUUCACCACCACAAGCAACACACCAAGUGGAACUCAAACUGUGGUCUUCACUAAAGCACCUGCUAAGAAACUAUUUGAUGAAAAAUGGCAUCAGCUGCGUCUUCUAAUUACAGAGGAAGACAUCACUCUGUAUGUUGAUGAUUUGGAAAUUGAAACCUUGGCAUUGGAGCCUCCUGAUGGUAUUUUUAUUAAUGGAAAAACACAGGUUGGGAAGUACGUAAGCAAAGAAACAACUGUACCUUUUGAAAUACAAAAACUCAGAAUCUACUGUGACCCUGAGCAGAAUAACAGAGAAACUGCCUGUGAAAUACCUGGAGUUUGUACUUAUGGACCAGGUGACAUUGAUUUAACACCAGAGCCAUGCAUCUGUCCACCUGGGCCACCUGGUGCCCCAGGAAUGAAGGGAGAACAGGGGAAAACAGGAGAUCCUGGUAUACCUGGCCCAGCUGGUGCUGAUGGUAAGCCUGGUGUCCCAGGUUUUAGAGGAAGUCCAGGAAUUCAAGGCACUCCUGGCAUGGAGGGGCCACGUGGAGCUGAUGGACAUAAGGGGGGGAAAGGAAGUCCCGGGGAAGCAGGUGACAGUGGUAUCCCAGGUUUACCCGGGCCACCUGGCAAACCAGGUGAAAAGGGGUCUGCUGGCAAUCAAGGCAUACAAGGACUACCAGGCAAAGAUGGACAAAUGGGUGAAAAAGGGAGUAGAGGCCCCGCUGGUCCACCUGGAUAUCCAGGAGAGCUUGGAGCACCUGGCAGGGAUGGGAAAGAUGGAAUUCCUGGAGGAAUUGGUCUAAAGGGAGAUCCAGGACUGCCUGGAAUUCCUGGAGUAGAUGGAAGAGAGGGACAUCCCGGCAUACCUGGUAUACCUGGAAAUGAUGGUCAGAGUGGAAUGAAGGGUGAAACUGGCUUGCCAGGACCGAAAGGAGCCAAAGGUACACCUGGAGACUCUGGUGAGAUGGGAUUGACUGGAAUGCCUGGUUCAAGUGGACAACCUGGCCCCAAGGGCACUAAAGGGGACAGUGGAGAACCAGGUCAACCAGGACCUCCAGGACUAGAGGGUAAGCCUGGAGAACCUGGGGCAGCUGGCCAGCCAGGACAUCCAGGAAUGUCAGGAUCACCAGGACUGAAGGGUCAAAGAGGAGAUGCUGGUGAAGGAGGAGUAGAUGGGAUGAAAGGUGAAAAAGGAGACUCUGGGCGACCUGGUGUUCAUGGUUUACCUGGGCAAGCUGGGCAGAAAGGAGAGGAAGGGACAGCAGGAGAGCCUGGUCAAAGGGGUCAGGUGGGCCAUCAGGGGCUCCCUGGACAGCACGGACAGACAGGACCUUCAGGUCCCAGAGGACAGAGCGGCGAAAUAGGCCCCCCAGGACCACCUGGACCUGAAGGACGACCUGGCAGAGAGCUGUCUGAGCAACAUAUACAGCAGAUUUGCAGAGAUGUCCUUCGAUCUGAGAUUCCUGCUCUUCUAUUGAGUAGCCAACACAAUCAUCACAGAAGCUGUGAUCGAUGCUACACACAGGUGGGACCCCCAGGGCCUCAAGGGCCACCAGGCCCUCAUGGCUUUCAAGGAUUCCCAGGUUUAUCUGGUUCUAAUGGGCUGCAAGGUCCGCAGGGUUUAUCUGGGCGGCCAGGUGUCCCUGGCAUGAAAGGUGAUCCAGGAGAAAAGGGUGAGAAAGGAAACCAAGGACGGUCACAAAUUGGAGAUCCAGGUCUCCCAGGAACACCAGGUCCAAUUGGUCCACCAGGGGUCGGAAAACCAGGCCACCCAGGUAAGCCGGGCCCACCUGGUCACAACGGCGAGGAGGGAAAGAGUGGGCACCCUGGCGAGCCUGGUCAACCAGGCGUGUGCCAUCCUUCCAUGUGCUACGGUGCAAUGUUGCGAAGAGAUCCUUUCAGUAAAGGGCCAAACUAUUGACAAAGCUUUGGCUGAAGUGCAGACAGUCUGGAUGCGGUGCUGCUCAGUGAAUGAAAGAAAACGAUAACAGCGAAUCUUUCCAAUCUCAGGAUGAUCAUAUUUUUCAAGAGUUUUUCUCACUCAUGGACCCAUGAAGUACCUCUUUAAGUGUAGAUAUUAAGAUGAUGUUGCCUACAUUAAAGGGGUCCUAUUAUGCUCUUUUACAAAGUUUUGAUUUUGUUUUGGGGGUGAGAACUAGAACAUGCUUGGUGGUUUAAAAAAUUCAUUAUUUUUCACAUAAUUUAUACUAUUACAAUAACUUUCUCCCCAGCAUUGGCACAAAUGGCUCGAUCAGUUCCAGGUCUGAUGAAGGCCCGCCUUCCGAAAAACUAAAUGUGUUGUGAUUGUUUAGCUGUCCCAGUGCGUUGUGAUUAGCUUAGACGAUGUUUCAGUACUGCCACACCUCUUGUCAAAGCAGCAAGUUCGGUCUGCUCCGGUAUAAUUAAGAAUGGCGUCAAUAUUGCCAUAUCAAUUUGAGCCAGUUUCAGAGCUUGAGAAUAACCAUCCUUUGCACAUACAGAUAUUUAAAUACAUAUUUGACUGUUAACUAGGGUUGGGCCGACAGACAAUGGCAUCAUACAUCGCCAAUAGCUGAUGGACAUCACGUUGUUGAUGUUUUUGGAAAGAAAAUUAGGUGUAUACGGAACCCGAACCCCAAAAGGGAAUAAAUACAUGAUGGGAGGAAAAUAUAUAUUCCAAUACUUUAUCUUGCAGUUAUAUCAAUGGCUAAUACUGUAGGCCUAUAUAAAUUGCGGGCAUGGAGGAGCCACUAUAAAGUUUGCCAAUGAAACUGCUUUUGAGUGCAUCAUAGCUUUUUAGUUUCACUUUCACUUUUGAGAUUUGCGAUCGCAUGUACUCUGUUUAUUCUAUGGAGCAUCAGUACUUACCACACAUUUUACAAGAUUAGAUGUUUUGUCAGUGGUUCUCAGAAUCUACAAAUCUCUCCUAUUUACUCUGUUUCUGUAGUAAUUGAAAUUGUAUGUACUGCAAUGUAACAGGCAACCGUUAGCAAACGUUAUUUGUUUUUGGUGCUUUCUGAAUACAGAUUCACGCUUCAGCACCCCCCCCCCCCACCUGCUGAAAAAUAACUGCAUUUUCUAUGUUCAGAUAAGUGCAAUGGUCGUCGUCGUCGUCUUGUCUGAUACACUCAACCAAGCGUUCUAACCCUGAACUUGCCUCUAUCUACUCCCAUCCAUUCUAAUUUCCGUAGGUGUUAAUUAUUUUCAUAUUCUAAUGGACCUCUUUGUGAUUUCACAAAACCCGGAAACAACACUGUAGUCCAAAUAAGCCAUUUGUUGUAGUUUUUGACAAGGAUUUUUUAAAAACGAAAUGUCUCCCUUUUUAGUGGACUUUUACAUUUACAAUGUUGUAGAUCUUUUUUUAUGUCCAAACAUACACACUACACACUAAAAUUCAACAAAAUUCACAAAAAGUGAAAAAGCAUAAUAGGACCCCUUUAACACCACCGAUUGUCCCUGAUUCAAUUCAUCACUUGUCUUUCUGUGUCACAAGCUGAGAUGUGCCAUGAUUUAUUCAUGCUGUUUGUCACGAGGCAUGAAACACAUCUGCCCUAAUACUAGUGAAAAGCAUCCAGUGUGAAAAGUUGUAGAACACUCGCACUGGAAAUUCUACCAAGACAUCGACUUUACUUCCUCACUCUCUUGCUCCCCCAAGUGGCCUGCAUCCAUCACCAGCCAAUCAUCUCACUGUAUUUAUGAUGCUAGAUUUACUGUCUAUUUUGCAUUUGUGUUUAUUUUUGGUCAGAUGUUUCUUUUGCUGCUUGCAAUCUUUUUAAGGGAGGUGUGGGAGUUCUUCUGUAACACUUCAUGUUUUCUUUCCUGACUCUCUCUCAGACAUCCAUGAUAAUUCUUGUCCAUUUAGAUGUUGCUACAAGGGUUCCCAUAUAUUUUGACCAGUGAAUUUACUUUUUUUUUUUCUUUUUUCUUUUUUUUAGGCAUUUACGAUUCCAGGAAACAAUUUUGAAAAUCUUAAUAUUUUUAAGUCUAUCCUGUAAUAUUUAGAUAUCAAGGUAUAUUCACUAUAGAAAUUUUUAAGAUUUUAUUCAUUUCCACACCUUUACCAGGUCUGAAGGUCACAAUUUAUAAUUCUCUGAUAUUCAAGGUUUUCCAAAUCUUUACUACACCUAAGUUUGCAAAUGUGAGUAUGAUGAAUUCAUAUCCAUAUUAAAUAUAUAUAUAUAUAUAUAAAAUGUAAACUGACCAAAUUUAUGAUAUGUAUUUUAUUCCACCAGAUUGUCAUGAAAUACACAAUUCUGAAAGCUCUUUAUCUUUAACCCUUGGUUGAUAAGGGUAUGUAGGAGAGUGUAAUAAAGCCCACCAUCCCAUAAAUGUUUUUUUUUGUUGUUGUUUAUUUGUUUGUUUUGUUAUUUAUAAGAACUGAUAUCAGUUAUAUAUUCUCCUGUGAGAGCGCUUAUUUUUGCAGUGAUUUGUUUUUUUUAGAACUUUCACGUGUUUGAAUAACUUUUGAUAAUAUUAAUUAAAACUUUUUAAAUUAUUA